AGCGGGGUGUCCGACCCGGUCCAGCGAACCAUGGGUUGAAUAAACUGGGAAGCGUCCCGCCGCUAAGAAUAGCAGAGAAGCUUUUGCCACUCUGAGCUGCUCUUCUUCUUCUUCAUCUUCAUUGAGCCUCUCAACUCUCUUUUUGGCAUGGGGAACGAUACAGAGUUGGUGACCCCAGGUGAAAAGCUUGGAAGAGCCUCCGAAUUCAAAGCAGGCAGAGGUGCCUACGUGUCACCUGAUAAUCUCACCGUCUACGCUUCCCUCACUGGCCUCCGCCACAUCGUAUCCCCGCCUCCUGACUCACCGGACCAGAGACCCAUUGUGGAAGUAACUGGUCACAAGGCCCAUGGUGCUAUUCCGGAGCCUGGAUCUAUUGUCAUUGCUAGAGUUACCAAAGUGAUGGCCAGAAUGGCUUCUGCUGAUAUCAUGUGUCUAGGCACUAAGUCUGUGCGGGAAAACUUUACCGGCAUUAUUAGGCUUCAAGAUAUUAGAGCAACCGAGAUUGAUAAAGUGGAUAUGCACAAGUCUUUUCACCCUGGUGACAUUGUCAGAGCUAUUGUGCUAUCCCUUGGAGACGCAAGAGCUUACUUUCUGUCAACUGCAAAGAAUGAGCUGGGUGUUAUUUCUGCUCAGAGUGCAGCAGGUGUGCCAAUGGUGGCAAUAAGUUGGACAGAGAUGCAAUGCCCCAUCACAGGGCAAAUUGAGCACAGAAAGGUUGCUAAGGUCGGAGGAUAAGAGGAUCAAGUCGAGAGAGUGUGUCUUGGUUAAAUUUAGAAAUGUUAGUUUCAUGCAUCACUUUAAACUUUCAUUCGAAGCUAUAGUAGCAUGUACCUCCAUAGCAAGGGUUUACAAAAUACAGACUCAUGGAUGGUCCAUCUUUUUUUCGUUUCAAAAACUUAGAAAGACAAUUUUGCUC
This is a messenger RNA of Rosa chinensis, 916 nucleotides long. Its product is annotated as exosome complex component CSL4. Gene Ontology annotation, molecular function: RNA binding. The coding region runs from base 148 to 735 and encodes 195 amino acids. Gene Ontology annotation, biological process: RNA processing. Gene Ontology annotation, cellular component: cytoplasm; nuclear exosome (RNase complex). The transcript has 6 exons. Lineage: Eukaryota; Viridiplantae; Streptophyta; Magnoliopsida; Rosales; Rosaceae. The record is from RefSeq and is a predicted model, not a curated record.